This is a messenger RNA of Dibothriocephalus latus, 540 nucleotides long. The record is from the annotation of a GenBank genome assembly. Lineage: Eukaryota; Metazoa; Platyhelminthes; Cestoda; Diphyllobothriidea; Diphyllobothriidae.
AUGAAGGAGGCUCUUGAAGAUAAACGCGUCUUAUCUAUUCAAAGCCAUGUUGUUUAUGGUUAUGUUGGAAACCGCAGCUCUGUUUUCCCUCUUCAGUAUGUUCCUGAGGAAUUAAUUCCAAUUUACAAGAACGUGAUCAUACAACUAGCUGAUGUCCUGCUCCCGAACCAGUUCGAGGCUGAACUUCUGACAGGCUGCAAAAUUUCCGACGAGGCCUCGGCACUCGAGUGCAUGGAUAUAUUACACAGUUAUGGCAUCCCCACCAUCAUUUUCAGCAGCACUGAACUGCAUACUGCUGAUGACCGUGGCAAACUCCUGACUGGCUACGUCAGCCAUCGUCCAGAUCUAGCCGCCGAAAGACGAUCGGAGAAGGUAGACGUGUCGGGAAAGAAAACGGUUACUGCUCAACGGAUCCGCAUAACUUUUCCACAGCUUCCAGGCGUCUUCUUUGGCACCGGUGACCUCUUCAGCGCCCUGACGCUAGCGUACCUUGAACGUGAGGGCCAAAAUCCCGACCUCAAGGUAUCCGUUUUACACUGA